Molecule: messenger RNA, 4692 nt
Organism: Lemur catta (Ring-tailed lemur)
Lineage: Eukaryota; Metazoa; Chordata; Mammalia; Primates; Lemuridae
Gene: NYAP1
Product: neuronal tyrosine phosphorylated phosphoinositide-3-kinase adaptor 1
Exons: 6
Coding region: 1272-3797 (841 amino acids)
Biological process (GO): neuron projection morphogenesis; phosphatidylinositol 3-kinase/protein kinase B signal transduction
Source: RefSeq, a predicted model, not a curated record
GAGGCGGAGAAACCCAGGGUAGCAGGACAAGGGGAAGGGGAGGGUGCCCGGGAACCUGGGGCCCUUGGAUGGAGAGGGGGGAUGAAGCAGGCCAGGUUUGAACACACAGGGAAAGGGGGAGGACGGCACUGAGGAGGGGCGCCUGGGAGGAGAAGUGAGGCCGAAGGCGAAAAGGAGAGUGUGUGUUUGGGGGAAGGGAACCCAGAGCAGGUAUGGAGGCCGCAGCUCAGAAGGUAGCUAUGGGGCCAGACUGGAGACCCCCGGGUGGGAUUGAGGGGCGGGGACUGGAAGAGGAAAGCCGGGGGCCUCCCAAAUCCUGGAGGAGGAAGAAGGUGAUUUGGGCCAUCAGCAAGGGAGGGAGAGGCAGAGACCACUGCUGAGGGGCCAGGGAGCAGGAAUCCUGGUGGACGGAGGCCCAGGCCCAGGGAGGCACUGGAAAGAGGCCACAGGGAGUGGAGAUGGAUGGACGGGUGGUGUUUCAGAUGCCCCACUCAGACAGCCCCCACCCUUCCUUCAGCAUCCCCACCCUGCUCUCAUGACGCCCCCCCAAAACCUCAGGGCCCAAAGGGGUGGAGAGUCCGACCAUCUCCCCUUCCCCAGUGGGGUGCAAUGUACGCAAGUAGGCCCCGGGCAUAACUCCUUGUCUGUAGGUGUGUCCGGUUCCGUGUAGCAGAUUUGUGUGUGUCUGGAGGUCUGUGUGUGUCUGUGGGUGUGUCUGUGGGUGUUUAUGUCUGUGUGUGCCUGCCUAUUCCUAGGUUUCUGUUUACCUAUGCCAAUCUAUGCGUCUGGUCCUCUGUCUGUAGAUCGGGGUCUGUGGCUCCAUGGUCUGUGUGUCUGAAUGUGUGUUUGUGUGGCUGAGGGGUUGCUGUCCGUUUGUGGGGCCUGUCUGUGUGGUGGAUCAGGAUGUAUUUACACAAGAAGGAAUCUGUGUCGACCUGAUCUCUCCAGAGUGUGUAUUUGUGGCUCUGAACACCUUUGUCAGGGUCUGUGGUUGUCUGUACACGUGCAGGUCUAUGUCUGUCUGUCUGUGGGUUCUCGAGGCUGUAUUGGGUUUUCUGUGUCUCUCUGUAUUUUCUUCUCUGAGGACCCGAGUCACGUCUCUGCUCCUUUUUCUCUCUUUCAUUCAUUCCUGGCCCCCACCCAUCCCACAUCUUUCUUUUUCACCUUCCUACCCAUUCCCCACCAAGUGGAUCCGGGACCCAGGGAGGGCCACCCCCCGGGCCUGGUGGCGCUGAGCAGGGCCCCCCAGCCCCCACCUCCUGCCCCACGACAUGAACCUCCUGUACCGAAAAACCAAGCUGGAGUGGAGGCAGCACAAGGAAGAGGAGGCCAAGCGGAGCUCCAGUAAGGAGGUGGCCCCUGCAGGCCCGGCAGGGCCCGGGGCUGGCCCGGGGCCCGGGGUCCGAGUGCGGGACAUCGCUUCGCUGCGCCGCUCCCUCAGGAUGGGCUUCAUGACGAUGCCCGCCUCCCAGGAGCACACCCCCCACCCCUGCCGCAGCGCCAUGGCCCCACGCUCCCUCUCCUGCCACUCGGUGGGCAGCAUGGACAGUGUGGGAGGUGGCCCUGGGGGGGGGAGUGGGGGUCUCACAGAGGACAGCAGCACCCGAAGACCCCCCGCCAAGCCCCGGAGACACCCCAGCACCAAGCUCAGCAUGGUGGGGUCGGGGGCAGAGACACCCCCUAGCAAAAAAGCAGGCUCACAGAAGCCAACCCCAGAGGGCCGAGAGUCCAGCCGGAAGGUUCCUCCGCAGAAGCCCAGGCGAAGCCCCAACACCCAGCUCUCUGUCUCCUUUGAUGAGUCCUGCCCCCCAGCCCCCUCUCCUCGAGGGGGGAACCUGCCCCUGCAGCGCCUCAGUAGGGGGUCCCGAGUAACUGGGGACCCUGAUGUGGGUGCCCAGGAGGAAGAGCCCGUGUACAUUGAGAUGGUGGGGGACGUCUUCAGGGGGGGAGGAGGAAGUGGAGGGGGCCUGACUGGGCCCCCUCUCGGGGGUGGGGGCCCGACCCCUCCAGCUGGUACUGACUCGGACUCCGAAGAGGGGGAGGCCAUAUAUGAGGAGAUGAAGUACCCGCUGCCCGAAGAGGCAGGGGAAGGCCGGGCCAACGGGCCACCUCCCUUGAUGGCAACCUCCCCGCCUCACCAGCCUCACGCCCUUCAGCCCCACACCCACCGUCGUCCAGCUUCAGCCCUCCCAAGCAGGAGGGACGGGACGCCCACCAAGACCACCCCUUGUGAAAUCCCCCCGCCCUUCCCCAAUCUCCUGCAGCACCGUCCUCCACUCCUGGCCUUCCCCCAAGCCAAGUCUGCUUCUCGAACCCCUGGCGAUGGGGUCUCAAGGCUACCGGUCCUCUGCCACUCCAAGGAGCCAGCGAGCUCCACCCCAGCUCCCCAAGUGCCUGCACGGGAGCGGGAGACGCCUCCCCCACUGCCUCCGCCUCCUGCUGCCAACCUGCUGCUGCUGGGACCAUCGGGCCGGGCCCGGAGCCACUCCACACCGUUGCCACCCCAGGGCUCUGGCCAGCCCCGGGGGGAGCGGGAGCUCCCUAACUCCCACAGCAUGAUCUGCCCCAAGGCAGCAGGGGCGCCGGCAGCCCCCCCUGCCCCGGCCGCCUUGCUCCCCGGCCCCCCCAAGGACAAGGCCGUGUCUUACACCAUGGUGUACUCGGCAGUCAAGGUGACCACGCACUCCGUCCUGCCAGCUGGUCCACCCCUGGGUGCUGGGGAGCCAAAGACGGAGAAGGAGAUCUCAGUCCUCCACGGGAUGCUGUGCACCAGCUCGAGGCCCCCUGUGCCAGGGAAGUCCAGCCCCCACAGCGGGGCCAUGGGCGCAGCAGCUGGGGUCCUCCACCACCGCGGCUGCCUGGCCUCCCCUCACAGCCUUCCGGACCCAACUGCAGGCCCCCUUGCCCCCCUCUGGACCUACCCAGCAGCAGCAGCUGGGCUGAAGAGACCCCCUGCCUAUGAGAGCCUCAAGGCUGGGGGGGUGCUGAAUAAGGGCUGUGGAGUGGGGGCCCCAUCCCCCAUGGUCAAGAUCCAGCUACAGGAGCAAGGGACCGAUGGGGGUGCCUUUGCCAGCAUCUCUUGCGCCCACGUCAUCGCCAGUGCAGGGACACCAGAGGAGGAAGAAGAGGAGAUGGGCGCCACGACAUUUGGGGCAGGCUGGGCUCUGCAGAGGAAAGUCCUGUAUGGAGGGAGGAAGGCAAAGGACCUGGACAAGGUCGAGGAUGGCGCCCGGGCCUGGAAUGGCAGUGCUGAGGGUCCAGGCAAGGUGGAGCGUGAGGACAGGGGCCCUAUGACAUCAGGGAUCCCAGUGAGGAGCCAGGGGGCAGAGGGCCUGCUGGCCAGGAUCCACCAUGGAGGAGAACGAGGAGGGAGCCGCACGGCGCUGCCUAUACCCUGCCAGACCUUCCCCGCCUGCCACCGCAAUGGAGACUUCACGGGAGGCUACCGCCUGGGGCGCUCGGCCUCCACCUCGGGAGUCCGGCAGGCCGCGCUCCACACCCCCCGGCCCUGCAGCCAGCCCAGGGAUGCCCCCAGCCAGACCCACCCCGCGCUGCCGCUGCCGCUGCCCCUGCCGCCCCAGCCGGCCCGCGAGCGCGACGGCAAGCUGCUGGAGGUGAUCGAGCGCAAGCGCUGCGUGUGCAAGGAGAUCAAGGCGCGCCACCGCCCCGACCGAGGCCUCUGCAAGCAGGAGAGCAUGCCCAUCCUCCCCAGCUGGCGGCGGGGGCCCGAGCCCCGCAAGUCCGGCACCCCGCCCUGCCGCCGGCAGCACACCGUCCUCUGGGACACUGCCAUCUGAGGAGGGCGGAGAGGCCGGGGCACCUGGACUGGGGAGCGGGGCGGGCACGCCCGGCUCUCCCGGGAGAUUUGCCUUGAGAGACACUGAAGGAUCAGGUGAGAGAGAGCCAGGGAGAACCCCUGCCCUCCACCCCAGCCCCCGGAGAUGGGGAGUCUGCCAGGCCCGUCUGGCUUGGGGUGCCAACAGCACCACCGAGAGAUUUGGGGGAGGAGGAAGGGUUUGCUUGAAGUCGGGGUGAGAGCCUGCGGCUGUUCUCCCCAUUGAGUGUGGUAGACCUCUCCUCCUGAGAGGGCAAAGGUCAGCAUGGGGGGGUGGAAGGAAGGGCUCGGGAGGAAGGAUGGGGGGUGGGUCGAAUGAAAGAGAGGGCCUAGAGAGUGAGGUAGAGGAGCUCUUUUGUAGAGUCGGGAGUCGUUGGGGAGGGGUAUUUAUUUUGUUAUUUAUUUUAGUCUGGAGGGCAAUUCUGGGCCCUUCUGACCCACUCCUGAGCAGGGAGUGGAGAAUCAAGGCCAAGUUUGCACUCUCCCCGACGCCAAUGCCUAACGGCCCGCCCCCCACGCCCCCCCACAGCCAGGGAGGGGUGGGCACGGGGAGUGGACUGAGAGAAGGGAGGGGCCCAGGUGAGCGGAGGGCCGGAGACCAUUUCCAGUAUUUACAAUUUGCCAGAAUUUGGUAGUCAGCGUGGCCUGCUCUGAAACAGGCAUCUUAUUUAGUUCUGGGGUGAGGGUCUAGCGCCAGGGAUGGGCGGGAUCAGGGGGAAGGGGGGAAAUUUUAGCGGGUGGGGGGUGGGCAGGGUAUUUAUUUAAAUUAAAAACAAAAACAAAACAGAAGAGAUGUCAGGAACUUUUUUUUAAUUCCUUUCUUUUCAGAAUAAUAUAUUAAAAGACUAAUGAUCCUA